AUGAUCGGUACCGGUACAGUCUGGCCAGCAGGGUUCAUGGACAUGAUCAGCUUCGUGUCAUCCGGCACCGUCACAGGCUGCGGCCGCGUCAAAGGAUGUGGUGUCCUGACCGGCACCGGUACCUUCACAGUCAGCGAACCAUUCACAACAACCAUCCAACCGUCACCCACAGUCAACGUCUACGUCAGCUAUUGCCCACCAGACCCAGCAGUCCAGAACCCACUCAUGAGGCUCGCAGGCAACAUCUCCGAUCCAGACGCUUAUCUGCGCUACGCAAUAUCUCCAACCCUAGCUGGUGGCAGCAACUACACACAGCUCAACAGUACCGGCAACUCAACCUCACUCGCCAAUACACUCUGCCGCGUCUGUCCCGAAGACGCUGGAAUAUGCUGCCCUCCCUUCACAGACUGCGGCGCCGAUGGCCACUGUCCCUGGAACGCACUCGAAGGUUGUGGCUACGCCAUGUUUGGUGUCAAUCUCGUCAACGUGGAUAACAGCAGCGAGAGCUUGGGUAUGGCUGCGUUGCCUCCUGGAUCUGGGUAUGUGAGACUGCGCGCGCCAGGAUUGCCGGGUAGUAAGAAGAAGGGUACGAGUGACAGUGGUGCUGCUAGUGAGGAUUCGGCGCCUGGGCUCAUGCUCAUGGUCGAAGGGGGCUUGCUCAUGGGGUGGCGCAUCAGCAUGGGCAUGGGCACUAGGUGGUUGCUGCAAGAUGUAUUGGAACGAGCUGCGAGGAAACAGCAAAUUGAGAUUUAG
Lithohypha guttulata is the source of this 753-nucleotide messenger RNA. RefSeq lists its product as uncharacterized. The transcript has 2 exons. The coding region runs from base 1 to 753 and encodes 250 amino acids. NCBI's taxonomy places the organism in Eukaryota, Fungi, Ascomycota, Eurotiomycetes, Chaetothyriales, Trichomeriaceae. The record is from RefSeq and is a predicted model, not a curated record.